This is a messenger RNA of Anoplophora glabripennis (Asian longhorned beetle), 1301 nucleotides long. RefSeq lists its product as uncharacterized. The record is from RefSeq and is a predicted model, not a curated record. Gene Ontology annotation, cellular component: endoplasmic reticulum. The transcript is spliced from 6 exons. The coding region runs from base 138 to 1178 and encodes 346 amino acids. Gene Ontology annotation, biological process: GPI anchor biosynthetic process. Lineage: Eukaryota; Metazoa; Arthropoda; Insecta; Coleoptera; Cerambycidae.
UACUACUGUCAAAGUCAAAACGAUGUUUAGGAAAAUAUUAAAAGUAAUUAUUAAUUUCCAUUAAUUAGGGAAAUUAAUAUCUAUUUAUAAAAACAUGGAGAAAAAGGAUAUAGCAGCCACAUAUAUUAGACGAAAUUAUGAGAAACUUCAGACGUUUAUUUAAAUCCAGGAACUAUACCUAUUUUUGGAUAAUUUUCACUUUGAUAUUUAUCCUUUACAAUGAAGUACUUUCUUAUUACUUUAAUACUGGCAACUGGUACCAUUUAAAAUGCAAAAAUCCCAAGGAUUGCUCAAAAAUAUUGUUGGUGGCAGAUCCACAAAUAAUUGGUAAUACAAAAGAAGUAAUUCAUUUUCUUACACCUAUUAAUAUAUUUGAUAGUGAUAGAUAUGUGAAAAAGACAUACUUCUAUGCAUUCGAUUUUGUUGAACCUGACAUAGUUAUUUUUUUGGGAGACUUGAUGGAUGAAGCUCACAUAGCCACUGAUCAAGAAUUUUAUGAGUACGUCGGCAGGAUUUUCAAUAUAUUUUUAAAGAAUGAAAAAAGUUCAAAAUAUGUCGGACAUAUAUGGUUGCCUGGUGAUAAUGAUAUUGGUGGUGAAGAUACUUGGGUAACACCGAGUAAAUUAAAGAGAUUUGAAAGAGCUUUUUCUCAACCAGACAUCAUAUCCUUGAACAAUGUUACUUACUUUAAAAUUAAUAGGUUGACCUCAACCAUUCCAGCUUAUAAUAAUGCUAGAGAGUUUUAUGAUACCAGCCAAAUAUUUGUUGGAUUGAGUCACGUGCCUCUGCUAUUUAAACCCUCCAUAUUUGUAGAUAAGGUUAUAAGUAAAAUGUUGCCUCAUGUACUAUUUACCGCCCAUGAACAUAAAUCUAUGAUAAUCACUACGGAUGCUUUACUUAGACGUGAAUUUCAAAUUGUACCAAUUACACAAGACAAUAAUCAAAUAUUUGAAUAUUCAUUAGGUACAACAGAUAUGUAUGAAAUUUUAAUUCCGACUUGUUCGUAUCGCAUGGGUACGACAAAAAUUGGAUUUGGUUAUGCAGUGAUAGAAAAAAAUGAAUUGCGUUUUACCGUACUGUGGUCUCCUUCACGUUUUCAUCAACUUGCAAGUUACUUAAUUCUGUUAUGUAUUUUUGUUUUAUCUCAUAUAUUUAUCAAAUGUUGUUACUGUAUCUAAGUGCCUUCUAUAUAUAAAUUUUAUUAUUUAAUUUAGUAAAACAUGUAUAAUAGGGAUUUAAUAUAUAUCAGCCAUUUUUAUACAUUUGUCUAAGCACAGCUAUUAAUAAAUAAUUGCUAGAAC